This is a messenger RNA of Phytophthora nicotianae INRA-310, 1620 nucleotides long. RefSeq lists its product as hypothetical. NCBI's taxonomy places the organism in Eukaryota, Oomycota, Peronosporomycetes, Peronosporales, Peronosporaceae. The record is from RefSeq and is a predicted model, not a curated record. The coding region runs from base 1 to 1620 and encodes 539 amino acids. Gene Ontology annotation, molecular function: voltage-gated chloride channel activity. Gene Ontology annotation, biological process: chloride transport; transmembrane transport. The transcript has 8 exons. Gene Ontology annotation, cellular component: membrane.
AUGUCGGACGGGUCUGGUAUCCCUACAAUGCGUGGACUAUUCGCUGGAGUUUUCCAGAAUCCUGAUGACUUACUUUCAUUCCGCACACUUGUCGCCAAAACUCUUGGUACUCUGAUCAGCUCAAGUUCUGGCUUAUCGGUGGGACGUGGGGGUCCAUUUACCCAGAUCAUGGCCAUGAUUGGCUAUCUGAUAAGUAAAAUCCCGAUAUUCCGUCGCGCAAACUUCGGCCAAGCGAACUAUAACUUCAUCCGUGCAGCGGUGGCGGCUGGUGUCACGUCUGGUUUUGGCUCUCCGGUGGGUGCAGUUCUCUUUAGCAUUGAAGCUACUGCUAAGCACUACGAGAUCAAAUGCCUGUGGGAGGGCAUUAUUUGCUCUUCUUUCGCUCUACUGGUUUUUCGAAUCACUCCCGUUCUAAAAAGUGUUCUCAGCGGGCUUGCAGCUGGUUUGUACUGCAAGCUGAUGGUCGGGUUGCGCUUCAUACAGAUAACGCUAUUCACAAAACUAGGGCUCGCCAAACCGUCUCUGAAGCGCCGAAUCAUUCACGUGGUGUCAAUUUGUGUUAUCACAGCGACGAUCACUUUUUCUCUCGGAGUUUUGAGAAUUUCAGAUCGUCUCAUGGUGAACGAGUUAUUUCGCGACCAUAGCCUCAGUUUCCCGCAGUGGAAUCACAUAUCAGACCUCCCUCAGACUGCGUUAAUCGUUUAUAUCCUGAUGAAAUUUACUAUCACUCUUCUGCCCUGUGGAGCUCCGAUAUCCUGCGGCGUCUUUGGACCAAUUUUCACCACUGGUGCAGCUAUCGGGAGACUGUAUGGGGAGAUCCUAUUGCGGUAUUGGAGCCCAGCUCAAAGCCCUGCAACGUAUGCUGUCGUCGGUGCUGCAGGCUUUGCUGGUUCAGUUACGCAGACUGUAUCCACUGCUGUUAUUGUGUUCGAACUCACAGGCCAGCUUAGCCACAUGCUACCGGUCAUGAUUUCUUGUAUCGUGGCCUAUUUCGUCAGUAGUAUGAUAACACCGUCGUUCUAUGAUAUCGUGGCCGAGUGGGCUGGAAUGAAGUCGGUUUGCUACGACGUCAAUGAAUAUAUUCUCGGUCGGAAACUUGCAAAAGAUCACAUGAGUAUUGUUCCCGUUAUCUUCACUCGAGAAACCACAUACGAUGAAGCCAUUCAAGCCCUGGGGUGUAUUCGACGAUACGACCUGGAAAUUGGGAUAGCACGGUUCAUUGCAGUCAACCGCCCCCGAAUAACAGAGACGAAGAAUCAAAAAGUGGCAAAACAAAUUGAGCACUUAGUGUCGAAAGUUCUCGACAUUGACAAGCGGAAGAUAAUGGCGGUGGAGGAUCUAUCACUACUGAACUCCGAGGAGAAGAAUGCGUCUUCGACAGCAAACAUGCUUGAACUGGGACCUCCAUUUAGUCCCUUCGAGUUCACUUCAAUUCCUGUUCAAAGUUACAUCCCUCAGGUCGGGGAGGAAGUGAACCUCCAUAUCGUUCACAGAGUGGCCUCCAUGUCGAACUGGACUCAAGUGUACGUUGUCUCUCUCGGAAAACUUCUUGGCGUCAUUCAGCUCGACGCAUCUCUGCUAUCACUACGUAGUGAAUCUAGUCCUGUCCGCCCGAUCUAG